Messenger RNA from Zygosaccharomyces rouxii, 1914 nucleotides. RefSeq lists its product as uncharacterized. Lineage: Eukaryota; Fungi; Ascomycota; Saccharomycetes; Saccharomycetales; Saccharomycetaceae. The coding region runs from base 1 to 1914 and encodes 637 amino acids. The record is from RefSeq and is a predicted model, not a curated record. The transcript has a single exon.
AUGGAUCCUUUUGCUUAUAAUAAAAAUUUGCCCAAUUUCAAAACUCCCAAUGAUCCUGCUUUAACUCUAGAAAGUAAUGGUACUAGAGAAAUUGGGUCAUCGUUUAACAAUGGAGAUAAAGACCCAACCCUCUUUGCCAUUUUUGAUGCCCCAGAACAUACGUUAAAUACAUUAAACGUUUUUGGGAAUAAUGAAUUAUCAUUGCCUUUACAAGAGCCCCAGGAAAAAACUGAGGAUUUUAGUAACAGUUACUGUACUGUCCCAAGGUCCAGUGCUAAGCUGGACGACAAGGAUAUAUUGUUGACAGAUUUUGAUAAUUCUUCAUCUUCUCCCAAUUCUCAAUCUUCCAAAACUUUAAAUGCUAGUAAUAAUGGGUUUAAUAACAAUUCUGAGUACGAGUGCUCAUCUUUAGACAACCUAAUCUUUGAAGAUAUGAUUGGUAAUGGUGCUCUGGCAAAAUCAACGCCAGCACCAGCACCAGCACCAUCCACAGAUGAAAGUAUGCUUGAAUGUCACACUGACGCCGUUGAGCGCCCUCUGUCGCGCGUCAGUAAUUCGAGUUUCCUAAUUAAGAGUCCGACGACACAAAUUAAGUCGCCUAGAAAAUAUUCAGUGGGGGAAAAACCAUUUAAAAUACAAAAACCAAAAUAUUAUCAAAAUUUCAAUGACCUACAAAAUUUAAUAAGCUCUUAUAAUAUGGAGCUCAAUUAUAUCUUGCUAUCUGAAGAUUCUGAUAAUAAAAAUAAGGAGGGCAAAAUAGGGAAUCAAUCUGGUAAUCAUAAUAAUAAGAAGAAUAAUACUGAUAAUUCCAAUCAUAACAAUGGUCACAUUAAUCAGCAAGCUAACCCACCCUCCACAAAUUUUAAUGAAAUGGGUACUACAGAAGCUGUACCUGCUCAGGAAAUUCCUACUCAAAAUUUUCCGCUGCUAAUGGGUGAUGAUCAAUCAAUUAUGGAAUCUAUUCCUACUCAAGCCAUGGAGUCCGUGAUGGCUUCAAAUGAGGAGCUAGGAACUGAUAUGCAAAAUUCGAUUUUGACCGGUAGCUACGACUCUACUGGCACGACUACAACCACUAUGACGGAUGAUAGUUGGGACUUCAAACCGCCCAAGAUGAACAAUAGCAAAGUACCUAGAUCAAGAAGAACUAAGUGUUUGAAAAAAGAUUCUACGGUUUCCAUGGAAGCUAAAUUGGAAUAUUUCAACAGAGUGGUUCAAAGUGCCAGAAACAAUAAAUUACGUGGAAUUUUUCUCAGAGACCAUGCUGCAAGUGAAUUGGCCAUUGGUAAAAAUGAUUACAACACGAUGGAAUUAAAUUUAAUAAAUAUCGAUUCCAUUUCACAAACGUUAGAAAUAAUGAUGCAAGGUCAAUCAGAGUCGUUUAGGACUAUUUGGAAGAUUUUCCGUCAACAAUAUGAUCAUGAAGUAUAUUUAACAUUCCAACUUUCAGAUGAAUAUGCCGCCGUAAAUGACAAUGAAAUGGAGAUUAGUAUUUUCACACUGAUGGUUCCUGGCCAUAAUCCUAAGCAUCUAAUGACUGGCUGCCAAUAUUUACAAUUGGUAAACUUUAUCUUGGGUAAAGAGUAUAACCAUUUGAUCAAUGAUAAUUUAGCAGAAACUACUGUAGGAUCUGAUGGUAAGAUGAUUUCUACACAAAAGCAUCAUGCAUCUCGAGUUAGAUCUCAUGUCAAAAAAUACUUGAAAAGGCAUGUCGUUAAAGAUAUUAAAAGAUACACUAAUGAAGAGCGUAGUAACGUUUCCGAAUUCCAUUACCAAAUGAUUUUACAUAAUUUGGUAAUGGGAUGUAUUUUAAAGAAACCGUUCGAAAGUAAAGUUUCUGUUGCUCUCAUGGAAUUACCAAAAGUCAAAGAUGCACUGAUUAAACAAGCAGACUUCUUUGUUUUCAAAAGAAUAUAG